This is a messenger RNA of Rhagoletis pomonella (apple maggot), 1582 nucleotides long. RefSeq lists its product as uncharacterized. The record is from RefSeq and is a predicted model, not a curated record. The transcript has 6 exons. Lineage: Eukaryota; Metazoa; Arthropoda; Insecta; Diptera; Tephritidae. The coding region runs from base 186 to 1454 and encodes 422 amino acids.
GCGACUUUUGUUUAUCAAUCAAGUUGGAUAGUUUUAUUUUUGAUAAGUAAAUUAUCUCCGUUGUCCGUUGGUUGCAAAUAUGUUUGUAGACACACAUAAUCGCAAAUCAACUAAUAGAAAGAACAUGGUGAAGUGACAAAGAAAUCAUUUUAAGUGCAUCGCGACAAAUAACUGUACGUACUUGCAUGCAAAUCGCAAAUAUGAGUUUAUCAGACAUUUCGAACAAAUUCACUGAAAAAACUUUGGAUGAAAUUGUCCAAAAGGCAGGUGGUACCAAACACACUUCCUACAAAUUUGGGCCAGGUUUCAAGAAGGGCGAUUCUUAUCUAAGCAAAGUGUUUCGGCUUACUGUUGACGGCGUUAAUGAGAAAAAUGGCUCGGUCCUUGAAGUCCAUCUCAUUUGCAAAGGUAUGCCCGACAACGUCGCACGCAGAAAAGUAUUUCAUUCCGCCGACUUCUUCCGCAAUGAAAUAAACUUCUACACAAAGGUUGUGCCUGCCUGGGAGGCUUUCCAAGCCCGUCGCAAACCCACAAAUCCUUUUACCGAAUAUCCAAGAUGUUUUGCAUCACAUUGUGAUGGCGAAAACGAUUUCAUUGCACUAGAAAAUGUCAGUUUCCGAGGUUAUGGUGCACCAAACAGACAAGAUUAUAUUUCAUUGGAAGAUGCUUUGUUGACAAUGCGAACAUUGGGUCGAUUUCACGGUAUUUCUUUGGCUUUCCGCGCUUUGGAACCAGAAAACUUUGAGGCGGCAGCAAAAGGUUUGGAGGAAACCUACUACAAUGAAGGUAAACGUUCCUGGUACAUUGGCUUUCUUGGUUUAGCCUGCAAUGUAGCCAAAGAUGCUAUUGAAAAAACCUAUCCCGGCACUAAAUACGAAACUAUAGCUGCUAAAUUUUUACAACCUACACCGCUGUAUGACGAUCUUAUCAAGCUCGUAUCUGCAGAUUCUCCCUUAGCUGCUAUUGGACAUGGCGAUUGUUGGACGCCAAAUUUCUUAACUCGUUACUCAAAAGACAAUAGUCCAGAGGCAAUUAUAAUAAUUGAUUUUCAAUUGGCGCGUCGAGCUUCUAUCGCUUUAGAUAUAUCAUUCUUCAUAUACUCUUGUACAAGUGAGGAGCUGCGGGCGAGGCACUAUGAACAGCUAUUGAAAGAAUACCACCAAAGUGCUUCUGCACUCAUCGCCGACUUAGGCGCUGAUGUGUCAACUGUUUUGAGUUGGCAAGCAUUUCAAAAUGAGCUGCAACAUUUUGCUCGCUUCGGUUGUGGCAUGGGUAUUGAGUCACUGCCCAUGUCACUUAUCGAAGAUGAUGAAGUCGCCGAUUUGGAUGAUAUGAAGGAGGAUGCGGUGCUCACUGAUGUUUGGAACAUCAAACCGUUCAAGGAGCAAAGAAAGCGCGAACGUAUUGCACAGAUAUUCAAACAUGCCAUCGAUCAAAGCUAUAUAAAGAAUUAAAGUCACAAUAAGUACAAUAAAAUUGCCUAUACAUAUAUUUUUAGUCAAAAAUUGUAACAUUCAUUUUUAUUUUUAAUAUUACUAUAUGCGAAUUUAAAUAAAUACAUUUCUGUACAUAUUUUAAAACU